Messenger RNA from Grosmannia clavigera kw1407, 1539 nucleotides. RefSeq names its product flavin dependent oxidoreductase. The record is from RefSeq and is a predicted model, not a curated record. The coding region runs from base 1 to 1539 and encodes 512 amino acids. NCBI's taxonomy places the organism in Eukaryota, Fungi, Ascomycota, Sordariomycetes, Ophiostomatales, Ophiostomataceae. Gene Ontology annotation, molecular function: NADP binding; N,N-dimethylaniline monooxygenase activity; flavin adenine dinucleotide binding. The transcript has a single exon.
AUGGCCACUCUUCGCUUUGCCGUGCGCAGUGUCGCCAUCAUCGGGGCCGGCCCGGGCGGUUUAGCGGCAGCCAAGUACAUGCGGGACCAGGGUGUGUUCAGCCGAAUUGUCGUCUACGAGCAGAACGCCGAGGUAGGCGGAGCGUGGAACUACAGCGCGGUGCCCAACAGCGUCGAGCACGUGCCGCAGGAGAACGCGCUGCAGCGGCCGGAUGAGCCGAUCCAGCCGGAGCCACGCGAGGACGACCCGUCACCGGCGCCGGUCUAUCCGACAGCCAUCUACAGCUUUCUGCACACCAACGUGCCGCACCCACUGAUGGGGUUCUCGGACCUGUCGUUUGCCUCGGUCUUUGGCAGCGACAGCGACAGCGAACGGCCCGAAGGUGGUGUGUUGACCAUCUUCCCGCAGCGCCAAGACGUGUUCCGCUAUCUGUUGCGCUAUGCCGCCGACGUCCGCAGUCUUGUGCGGUUCUCGACGGUGGUCGACGACGUCCGACUGGUGCCCGGGGCAUCGCAACAAAGCGGCGGUUCCGUUGUCGAUCGCUGGCAGGUACACACGACGAGCACAACCGGCAAGACGUCAACGGUUGAGACGUUCGACGCCGUGAUCGUGGCCAAUGGCCACUACGACAUCACGUAUCUGCCCGACGUCCCGGGCAUCCGGGCCUUCCAAGCGGCGCACCCCGGCGUCGUGACGCACGCGAAGCGGUACCGCAGUCCGGCGCCGUACACCAACAAAAAGGUCGUCGUCGUCGGCAACGCCGCCUCGGGCCUCGAUGUCAGCCUGCAGGUCAGCGCCGUCUGCCGCCGGCCGCUGCUGCUGUCGGUACACACGCCCACGGAUCCCGACAACCUGGCCCGCCUGGCCGACGUCGAGGAGGUGCCGACCAUUGCUGAAUUCCUCGUGGCCGAGCGCGGCGUCCGGCUGGCCGAUGGCCGCAUCGUGCGCGAUGUCGACGCUGUCAUCUACUGCACCGGGUAUCUCUUUUCGCUGCCUUUUUUGGAGCGUGAGGGAGAGGAGGAAAUGGAGCAGAAGAAAGAGGAAGAGAAGCAGGAACACAACAGGCUGCAUCCACUCCUCACAAACGGCCGUCGCGUCUUUGGGCUCUACCGCGACCUGCUGCACAUCGAGCACCCGACGCUGGCCUUUCUCGCCCUGCCGUACCGCGUCAUCCCCUUUCCGCUGGCUGAGUCGCAGGCGGCGCUGCUGGCACGCGUCUGGGCCAACGCGCUGUCGCUGCCGUCACGCGAAGACAUGCAUGCGUGGGAGCGGGCGGCCGAGCAGGAACGCCCGACGUCGUUCCAUACGUGGCCGCUCGGCGAUGACGGCGUCUUCAUCAAUGAGACCCACCGCCAGAUCAUGGAGGACGGCGGCGCGGUAGCCCGCGUCGGCAAAGAGCCGCCACACUGGACUGACCGUCAGCUGUGGAUGCGAAGCCUGGCGCUGGCUCCCAAGGGCCGGUUCGAAGAUCUGGGUCGGACGGCCACGACGUUGGAAGAGCUCGGAUACGUCUUUGACGGAGACAUGGCGCAGUCGUAG